AUGACAAAGGUGGAUCAGCUUGGCAUACAAACUGUUAUCAAUAAAGAAGAAUUCGCAAGCAAUGUUGUAGUUAAAGAUUGUCCUGUAGUGGGCCGUUCUCUGGUAGCAAAUCGACCCCUUGUGCCUGGCGAUGUGGUCCUUGUGGAGGAGCCACUGAUCAAAUACGAUCUCAAGCCAACCUGUCGUUCGACCAAAUCACCCUACUAUUCCAAAAAGCUAUGGAAUAUGCUCAAUGCAAUGGUGCAUGACGAAGAAGAGGAUAAAUUCCAGCAGCAGCAUCAAUUGGGACAAGAGACAGAGGCGAAUGAGGAUGGUUGCCAUGACAACGACGACGACGACGACGACGAUGAUUUAUAUGGCUAUAGCAGCGAUGGCUCGGAUGAGGAUGAGGAAGAAGAGGAAGAAGAAGAAAUCAACCCUGAUUCAGACUUUUGCCCUGGUGUGCCUGCAGCCAUUAUUGCCUAUUUGGACAUUCAUCCACCCACCAAACAAUUCUCAAAUGUCAGAAACCGCAAAGAGUACAAAAGAGAUGAUUUCGACUUUUUCUAUUACCCCAAUUCAGAUAUUGAGCCCUUUUGGCUGGAUCAUAAAACAAUCAAGCUUAUUCAUACAGUGACUCAGAAGGUAGCCGACACUAUCCCUUUGUAUUCGCAUGUCGACCCCUACGAUCUUCGUAGUUUUGUGCUCAAGAUUUACUCCAACGCACACACGGUAGCACUGCCCAGAAGCAGAACCAUGCCUACACAUUCCUCCAAAAAGGCCCGCAGAGAACGGUACAAGGCCAAGUUUGGAGAUAAUGCUACUUACUGGGGAGAAGAUGCUGUCGAUCCACCAAGCACGCCCACCAUUGCCUUGUUACGCUGGGGAUCCAAGUUUGCUCAUUCUUGCUCACCCAACAUGUUUUUACGUUUUGAACCUGACCGGAAUGCUAUGGUGUUUACUGUUACUCGCGCAUUGAAAGAGGGUGACGUACUGUCGUUUUCCUAUCUUCCUGAGGAUGAUUCCACUGUUGGUGGUCUCGUACUGGGCAACACAGCAGACCGCAGAGCCAAGCUGCAAAAGUUCAAGUUUUUCGAGUGUUCUUGCGAGCGUUGUGUGGAUUGGGACUGGUCCAGAGGUGUCUCCUGUAAUGCUUGUCAACAACCUACUAGUUUCCGCAAUGAUCAACAUGUUUGGACCUGUUUCUCUUGCAAGGCACAGUUCAAGGAUGACGAAGCUACUUUUAUCGGCGAGCGUGAAAAUAAUGUACAGCGUAUGAUUAUGGGGUUUGUGGCUCGUAUUCAUGGCCAUCGUCGCAUGAAUGAAGGCAUGAUGCGUAUGCUGGAACCCUAUCUCUUGGACUUAUUGAACCCUGCUCCUGAAAAGAACGAAGUAGCUGUGCCCAAGAACCAUUGGACCUAUGGUGUAAUUCAUUCCUUGUUGGCUUCCUACCAUUUAACGCUGUUUCCUCAAUCAUUUGGUAAGGGUUUGGCUGCUCAAUUAGGUUUGACUGUACAAGGUUUAGAAGAAGCUUUGGUGUAUAUUGAAUUCUUGAACAACACAAUCCGUACACAUCCCACAUCUAUCAAUCAAAAUGCGUCCCAUGGUAAUUUGAUGGCUGCAUUCUUUGCUGGUUGGCGCAUCUUGACUUUGGUCAUCGAUCUUGUCAUGGACAGCACUGAAAACAAAUAUGCCAAUGUUGUCUAUGAAAGAGACUCUGACGACGACAAUUCUGAUGUGGAUACAGACGAGGAUGACCAAAAGAUAGAGGCUCCUGUUUCUGUUCCAACUGAGGGUGAUGGCAAGACAGAACCUGCUCUGAUUCCACUCAAUCAAGGGUGGACUGCUCCACUUAUCAAGAUAUCAGAGAUCGCCAACAACGAAUGGAUACCCUUGGUGGAACAAGUUUUCACAUCUCAUCAAUCAGUUGUUGUGCAAGACAUGAUUGCACAAAUCAAGGCAUUUGCUGACAGAAUUGAAAAGACGACUCGUUCAUCAACAUCCACAACAGAAACGCAAUAA
Molecule: messenger RNA, 2001 nt
Organism: Mucor velutinosus
Lineage: Eukaryota; Fungi; Mucoromycota; Mucoromycetes; Mucorales; Mucoraceae
Exons: 1
Coding region: 1-2001 (666 amino acids)
Molecular function (GO): protein binding
Source: RefSeq, a predicted model, not a curated record